AUGGAUGCUAAUGGUAACGGGAAACGACGUUUCAAUAAAAUUGGUGAUUUGUACAGCCGUCAAAGACAAGAUUCGGAGAGUGGUCCAGAAUGUCCUGACUUGGAUUUCAACUAUGAUGAUGCUGAUUCUCUUAUAAAUGAAUUAGCAGAGUUGUAUAGUUACACAGAACAACCAGAAUUUCAACAAAAUGUGAAGGCCUUCGAAGAUCUGAUGAGGGACUACAAACUAAAUCCAUUCUGGUUGAAGUUUUCAGAGGAACAACGCAAGUCUAUAGUAAUGAAGUUGCUGGAUAUGUUAGAAAUAUCAAAUAAAACUUUGCGUAUGAAAGCAGCAAGAUGCAUAUUGUACUUAGCUCAGGGCUGCUGGGCAGAACUGCAGUCUGAUGCAGAGCAAUUGGAAUGGACUCGUAAAAACUGUAUGCUCUUGUAUGAAUGUGGAGUAUUUUGUGCUUUUAUAGAACUUUUAAAUAUUGAAAUCGAAAAUAGUACGGCUGCUUCAACUGCUCUACGGAAACUUGCUGUGAGUUUGGCUGAUUCAACAGACUUGCGAGUUGUUUUAAGUGUGAUUUAUGUUAUGAUAGAAGUCAUGCGUGUGCCCCAUGAUGAUGACACUGACAUGUACAAGACUCAUCGUGAUGCAUUCAAAAGUGAAUUAGGGAACCCUUUAGGAGAUGAGUUGCUGGUAGUGAAAUUGUUAGGUAUGGUCACACGCUUUUGUAGUGGUACUGCUCCUCAUUUUCCCAUGAAAAAAGUUCUCCUAGUUCUAUGGAAGACAAUUCUUGUGUCGUUGGGAGGAAUGGAUGUGUUACGUGAUUUAAAGAAGGAAUAUCGUGAAAAAGCAGGUCUUGGUAUAACACAAGAUACAAUGGAAGUGGCCCGUACUAUGCGAGCUUCGUCUCCACCAGCAAGUGCUGCUGACCUGUUAGAAGCUCAGAACCAGAAGCGUAACAGUAGGCCAUUUCGGAGAAGUUUGAUCAAGCAGAGUUCAAUGGAUGAGCCUAUUGAAUUUGAUGAGCCCCCUGAUCAGACAGAUGAGGAAGUGAGAGAUUUUGAAGAAAGACAGGCAUUGGAAGAAGCUGGUGAAGUUCCUCAACCCCCUAGCCCUCGGCCAAGUACACCUGUACCCACUAAAGGAAAGGGCUUACCAUGGGCUCCAAAGGCUCGCCAGAAAGACUUGGACCAGUUUUUAGAAAAUACAAGAGUGAAGUUUGUUGGGUUUCCAUUGCAAGGAGACAGAGUUUCUCUUGCUGGUCUUCCACAGCCUAUUCAUGAAGGUGUUGAAGUGUUAAAACAUAAUAUGUACACUUCACUUGCUGAAAUACAGAUACAGAAAGAAGAAGAUAUUGCUAGAAACCCUGUUUCUACUCCUGAAUUAAAUGUGCCUUUAACACCUACUGAAAUCUUAUACCAAGGCAUGCUUCCUACAUUACCACAAUAUAUGAUAGCAUUGUUGAAAAUAUUACUUGCAGCUGCCCCUACAUCAAAAGCCAAAACAGAUUCCAUUAAUAUUAUGGCUGAUGUCCUUCCCGAAGAAAUGCCUAUGACAGUUCUUCAAUCCAUGAAAUUGGGUAUUGAUGUCAACAGGCAUAAGGAAAUAAUUGUAAAAGCUGUGUCAGCUAUUUUAUUAUUACUCUUGAAACAUUUUAAAUUGAACCAUAUCUACCAGUUUGAAUUUAUGUCACAACAUUUGGUAUUUGCCAAUUGUAUUCCUCUUGUUCUCAAAUUUUUUAAUCAGAAUAUCAUGGCAUAUGUUGGUGCAAAGAACACAAUACCUAUUCUUGACUUUCCAUCAUGUGUAAUAGGAGAUCAACCAGAGUUGACUGCAGAAAGUUUGGAAAUUGGGGACAACCAACAGUAUUCUUGGCGCAACAUAUUUUCCUGUAUAAAUUUACUUAGAAUAUUAAACAAAUUGACAAAAUGGAAACAUUCUCGAAUAAUGAUGUUGGUAGUAUUCAAAUCAGCACCUAUAUUGAAGCGCACAUUAAAAGUACGCCACGCAAUGAUGCAGUUAUAUGUUUUGAAGCUUCUAAAAAUGCAAACAAAAUAUUUAGGGAGGCAGUGGAGAAAAUCUAAUAUGAAAACAAUGAGUGCUAUAUACCAGAAAGUCCGUCAUCGGUUGAAUGAUGACUGGGCUUAUGGCAAUGAUCUGGAUGCUCGACCUUGGGACUUUCAAGCAGAAGAAUGUGCUUUGAGAGCGUGUGUUGAUCGUUUUAAUAAUCGCCGUUACAGCAAGGAAGGUAACAAAGAUCCUGAAUUUGAACCUAUGGAUACUUGUAUUACCAGUGUUCUGGGACAACCAUUUGAACUGACAGAUUAUUUCAAGCAGCACUAUGAAGUUUGGCUACAACAGGAAGUUUUUGAGAGAUCAUUUGGUGACUUCUUCUCAUAA
Molecule: messenger RNA, 2388 nt
Organism: Gryllus bimaculatus (two-spotted cricket)
Lineage: Eukaryota; Metazoa; Arthropoda; Insecta; Orthoptera; Gryllidae
Source: the annotation of a GenBank genome assembly